Enterobius vermicularis (human pinworm) is the source of this 246-nucleotide messenger RNA. NCBI's taxonomy places the organism in Eukaryota, Metazoa, Nematoda, Chromadorea, Rhabditida, Oxyuridae. The record is from the annotation of a GenBank genome assembly.
AUGCAGUCUGUGCAUUGUGUAGUAUGGGUUAACAGUCUACUGGUUCGUUUGCAUGCGAUUGCAGAAGCAUUGGCCAAAGGUCAGGGACCAAACUUCGAGUCCUACUGGUCUCGACGGCUAACAGUUCCAGGACGCAUUCAGUUCCCUUUAAACCGUGGUGCUUGUUUACUGAAAGAAAUUGAGAUUUGGUGGAGGAUUUCUAGUGAGUACAAAUCAUUCAAACUCUUAUCCAGCGAAAGUGGCUAA